UGUUUCAGACACAACAUACCUAAUAACUAAUUAGGUAUCACCUAGCUUAUUAAUAGCCUAGAAGUAAUUUAAAAGUUAGUUUAAAAAAAAAUUAUCUGUUUAAAAAUGAUGAGUAUUAGUAAACCAAAACCUAUUAAUCCAGAUACUCCUUUGACACUGAUUAAAGAUAUUCAUAAUAAUGUAAACAACAUAACUGUUAUGUGCAUAGUAUUAGAAGUAAAUCCUGCUGUACAACUUAAAGAUAACCACGAAGUUCGAACAGUGAAAGUAGCUGAUAGUUCAGCAUGCAUAAAUUUUUCUGUUUGGGAUGAACCUGGUUCAUUCUUAUAUCCAGGUGAUAUAAUACGUGUUCACAGAGCUUAUGCAAUUUACUUUAGAAAUUGUCUUACACUGUAUGUUGGUAAAAAUGGUGAAAUUGAAAAAAUCGGUGAUUUUAUCAUGACAUUCAAUGAAUCUAUCAAUAUGAGUGAAGUAAAUCUAAAUGCACCUCCACCACAACCACUUCCAGGAGCCAAUGGAAAUACAAUAAGCAAUGCAAGACGGACAGGAGUUGGAAAACAAAAUAUGAAACCAAAUACAUUCAAAGGUAACAAUGGAAAAAGCGGACCUAGAAGUCAAAUGAGACCGGAAAGAAAAUAAUACAAUAAUGAAUAAACUUGUUAUACAAUCUUAUUGUAUGAGUUGGUGAAGAAAUUCUGUGAUAUUAACUCAUUUUGACCCUAUUUUAAUAUUCAAGUUUUGUAUUAAACUUUAAUUAACUGUGUACAUCCUUAUUUUACAAAAAAAAGUU
Diuraphis noxia (Russian wheat aphid) is the source of this 790-nucleotide messenger RNA. RefSeq names its product SOSS complex subunit B homolog. Gene Ontology annotation, biological process: response to ionizing radiation; mitotic G2/M transition checkpoint; double-strand break repair via homologous recombination. NCBI's taxonomy places the organism in Eukaryota, Metazoa, Arthropoda, Insecta, Hemiptera, Aphididae. Gene Ontology annotation, cellular component: SOSS complex. Gene Ontology annotation, molecular function: DNA binding. The record is from RefSeq and is a predicted model, not a curated record.